This is a messenger RNA of Penicillium malachiteum, 1311 nucleotides long. Its product is annotated as glutamine synthetase. The record is from RefSeq and is a predicted model, not a curated record. The transcript has a single exon. Gene Ontology annotation, molecular function: glutamine synthetase activity. Lineage: Eukaryota; Fungi; Ascomycota; Eurotiomycetes; Eurotiales; Aspergillaceae. The coding region runs from base 1 to 1311 and encodes 436 amino acids.
AUGGCGGUCCUCCAUAAGGCAGCAAAGCUCCGUGAGUUCCGGGAGAAAUAUCCCAGUACAAAUUUCAUUCGUCUUCAAUGGCAGGAUUACUCGGGUGUGCACCGAGCCCGAGUGCUCAUCUUCGACUCUGUGGUUGAUUUGGUUUUGCAAGGAAAGCCUUUUCAAGCAGCAGGUAUUGCAAUAGACUGCACAGUCACAAAUUCCAUCCUUCCUCGCCAGCCACCUAGAGGAAUGCAUUAUGCGGUUCCAGAUUGGUCAACUCUGCGACUCUCUUCUCACCCGGGAACCGCACUUGUGAUGUGCGCUCUGGAUUACCAAAUACAGGACCUCCCAUUGAGGAGUGAUCUGUGUCCCCGUCAAACACUUGUCAAGGUGCUCCGACAGGCACGCGAGAAUUGGCAGCUGGAUUUCUUGGUGGGAUUUGAGGUCGAAUUCAUUGUGAUGAAAUCAAGCUCGAUUACAUCAAGUACAAUGACUCGGUGUAGCAAUGGCCUUGGUCAUUUCGCCGUUUCUGGAUUUCGAGAUCCGUGCUAUCAAUAUAUCGAAGAAUGUGUCAAUAAUCUGCGAACUCAAGGUGCAAAAAUCCAAGCAGUACACACUGAAGGGUUCAGGGGACAAUAUGAGAUUGUUCUUGGGCCGCUUCCACCAAUGCAGGCAAUCGACCAGUUAAUCCUUGUUCAUGACUACCUUAAGGGUACAUUCUCCCGUCAUGGUUAUGAGGUGACCAUGUCUCCAAAGCCUGUGGCUACUGAGUCCCAGGCAAAUGGACAGCAUAUGCACAUCUCACUCCAGCCCGCCAGUCCCUCUCUGGAAGCCCCAUUCCUGGCGGGAAUCCUAAAGCGUCUUCCUAGUCUCUGUGGCUUCUGUCUGCCACUAUCCACGUCUUAUCAGCGACUAGGGAUGCGCAUGGCUGGAGAAACUGUUUCUUGGGGAACGCACUCGCGCCUGGUUCCUAUUCGAAAAGUGGAACCUAGUCACUGGGAAAUCAGAUGCAUCGAUGUCACGGCCAAUAUGUACUUCACCAUGGCAGCCAUCAUUGGUGCUGGUCUCUUGGGCUUGGAGGGCAAGGAGCCGCUCAUUUGGCCAGAUCUGGGUAUUCGGGAAAAUCAACAUCUAGCUUCUCAGAGUGAAGCGUUGCCACGAGGACUCAAUGAAGCACUAGAGGCAUUAGAUACAGAUGCUGGCUCGUUGGCCUCGAUGCUCGGUCGUCCUUUGAUUGACCAUUUUGUCGAGCUCAAGCGUUAUGAAAACUCUCAGAUCGAGAAUAUGGAGCCCGAAGCAGUCAGAGAGCUUCUUAUUGAGCAAUUUUAG